AUGGCAUCGCAAGAACAAGAUCCUUUUGUCGGCGGGGAAGGUGAAGAAGAUUUCGAUUUGAUGGCUCCCUUGCUGGUGGCAAAAUUACAGGAAGCAGGAAUAUCAGCUCAAGAUACGAAGAAACUCUCUGAUGCAGGGUAUCAUACGGUCGAAGCUGUUGCUUUCACACCUAAGAAAACGUUAUGUACGAUUAAAGGUAUAAGUGAACAAAAAGCCGAUAAGAUAUUGACGGAAGCAUGUAAGAUGGUACCGAUGGGAUUCACAACUGCUACGGAGAUGCAUUCGAGAAGAUCUGAAUUGGUACAUAUCACUACUGGAUCCACGGGCCUGGAUACCAUCUUAGGAGGUGGUAUCGAAACUGGUGCGAUCACAGAAUUAUAUGGUGAAUUUAGAACUGGUAAAUCUCAGAUAUGCCAUACAUUAGCAGUAACAUGUCAGCUGCCCGUGUCGAUGGGAGGUGGAGAAGGGAAAUGUCUUUAUAUCGACACAGAAGGCACUUUCCGACCGGUCAGAAUGUUAGCAGUAGCAGAGCGAUUCGGAUUGAACGGCGAAGAAGUAUUGGAUAAUAUAGCUUAUGCGAGAGCGUAUAAUGCCGAUCAUCAACUGCAAUUGUUGGUACAGGCUAGUGCGAUGAUGGCCGAGUCUAGAUUCUCACUACUCAUUGUCGAUUCGUGUACUUCACUUUACCGAACGGAUUUCUCAGGUCGAGGAGAAUUAUCAGCUAGACAGAUGCAUUUAGCUAAAUUCCUCAGAACACUCAUGAGAUUGGCGGAUGAAUUCGGUAUAGCUGUGGUUGUCACCAACCAAGUGGUAGCUCAGGUAGACGGGGGGCAAUUCGCAGUAGCAGAUGCCAAGAAACCUAUUGGAGGAAACAUCAUGGCUCAUGCUUCGACAACGCGACUGAACCUCCGAAAAGGAAGGGGGUCAUCGCGUGUGUGUAAAAUUGUGGAUUCUCCUUGUUUACCUGAAGCAGAAGCUAUCUUCGCUAUCAACGCCAAUGGUAUCGGUGAUCCAGAAGAGAUGAAGGAGCAGUAA
Molecule: messenger RNA, 1035 nt
Organism: Kwoniella botswanensis
Lineage: Eukaryota; Fungi; Basidiomycota; Tremellomycetes; Tremellales; Cryptococcaceae
Product: DNA repair protein RAD51
Exons: 10
Coding region: 1-1035 (344 amino acids)
Biological process (GO): DNA strand invasion; reciprocal meiotic recombination; double-strand break repair via homologous recombination
Cellular component (GO): condensed nuclear chromosome
Molecular function (GO): single-stranded DNA binding; DNA strand exchange activity; ATP hydrolysis activity
Source: RefSeq, a predicted model, not a curated record